Messenger RNA from Paralichthys olivaceus (Japanese flounder), 1075 nucleotides. The record is from RefSeq and is a predicted model, not a curated record. Lineage: Eukaryota; Metazoa; Chordata; Actinopteri; Pleuronectiformes; Paralichthyidae.
GUUCACAUGUUUGGAAGACCACCACCUUCUCCUCCUCCUCCCACUCCUCCUGAGGGAUAUCUGGAGGUUCUGCAGCUUUGUGAGGAGACAUGGAAAGCAUGACAAGGCACGGAGACAAAAGAGAGGGCUGAGAAGACUGAGAACAAAGGGAUAAAGAGAAAGAAAGAGUGGUUGAGGAAGGAGAAGAUCUGACAAGGAGCAGGAUUGUAAAAACAAAAAGAAUAGUUUUGUGUGUGAACAGAUGAAGUUGGGAGAGAUGAAGACGACGUCGCCGACCAUGACAGAAAACAUAGAGAUGAAGCUGUUCUCCUCAGAGGAGCUGUGUACGGUGAUAACAACACAGGAGCAGCAGGAGGAACACAUCUUCCACCAGAGACACCUGGAGCAUCCUCUGGUCCCCGACUGUGACAAGGAACCAGAGCCUGAGGUCCAGACCCAGGUCCAGACCCACCCCGGGCAGCAGGACGGGCCCAGAUCUGAGCCCCCGGCCAGGGAGGAGACCGAGCACUGCACCCCUGUCCCUUCAGGCUUCAUGGAGGAGAUAGAGAUAGAAAUGGAGGUGCUUCCUUCCUGCAAAGUGUCUGGGAGAGAAUUUGUGGAGCUGUUGCCAAACAAAGUGAGACGUGUGAAAUGGAGGAGACUGGUUCCACAGAGAACCGGACUGGUGGUCAAAGACGUGGUGUGUCUGCCCAGAGAACCUGACCUGGCCCAGCUGGAGAGACACCUCGUUCCUCAAGGCAAGGAAAGAGCAGCUCUGGUCACCAUGGGAACGACGGCUCGCAUCACCAUCGACUACAGUUGGUCGGCCAAUCAGAUGGAGAGUCGGCUGGCGCUGCUCUUCAGGGAGAAGUUUGCCAGACAGAGGUUUUCCUUCGUGUAUCUACAGUGUUUGCAGGGAUCCAGGGUUCUGUUUGUCCCUAACACCCCCGCAGACGGUUGGACGGGAGAGCAGGUGCUCAGGAUUUCUGGACACGGACCUUUGUAUAUCUUCGUCCACCAGGACGAGCCGCAGGCAGAAUGUGAGAAGUCUGCAAAGGAGGCGCCUGUGGUGAGCAGGUGAGAGAGAAACUCGAGC